GACAGAAAGAACCGAACAGACAGAUGAUUCAUAAAUAAAAACAGUUUUCCUGAUUUUGUGACUUUAACUGUGACCGAAGCCGCGGCGAUAACAGUAUGUCCUCAGCGGGGAGAUGGACUGGGACCAGCUGGACCUCAAUCCGAGGAUCAUUGCUGCCGUGAGGAGAGCUAAGCUGAAGUCCGUCAGGGAGGUUUGGUCUGUUUCUGGUCUGGACCUGCAGAGACUCACGGGUCUGUCCCGCUCUGACUGCCAGCGGCUGCUCACUGCCGCCGCCGCCGCCUGCAGACGACACCCUCCGGUCCCAGCCCUCCUGCUCCACCGUGGUGACUGUCGCCGGUUGGAGUCCGGCCUCAGACUCAGCGUUGGAUGUCCGGUACUGGACGAUCUGCUGAGGGGGGGUCUUCCUCUGGGGGGCGUCACUGAGCUGUCAGGAGAGAGUGGAGCGGGGAAGACGCAGCUGGCUCUGCAGCUCUGUCUGUCUGUACAGUACCCCACACAGUACGGAGGGCUGAACUCAGGGGUGGUGUACGUCUGCACCGAGGACUCGUUUCCCAUCAGACGUCUGCAGCAGCUGAUUAGAGAUCAGUCCUGUCUGCGCUCUGAUGUCCCCCCGUCACUGAUCAGCAGACUGCAGUUCAGUGACCAUGUUUAUAUUGAACACGCUGCUGACCUGGAUUCCCUGCAGGUGUGUCUGUCCCGCCGUGUACCCCUCCUGUUUGCUCGGGGUCUGAUCCGGCUCUUGGUGGUCGACUCAGUGGCGGCUCUGUUCAGGUCUGAGUUCCAGGCUGCUGAUUGGCUGGAGAGGACCAAACAGCUGCUCGCUUUCUCCUCUUCAUUGCACCACCUGAGCCAGGAGUUCAGCACACCUGUCCUCUGCAUCAACCAGGUGACGGACGUGUUCGACAGCUCAGACGACACUUUGGGCCCUCGAUCCUCCAACGUGUCACCGGCUCUGGGGUUGGCCUGGGCCAAUCAGGUGAUGGUUCGGCUGAUGAUUCGGCGCCUUCGGGUGGCUGUUGCCCGCGGUCACCAGCGCAGCACCCUCCGCAGGCUGGAGGUGGUGUUCGCUCCUCAUCUGGCCCGAGACGGACGCGACGCUGCCGUCUGGAGGGAGGGAGUCCGAGGAAUCCCGAACUCUGACCGAUAAACUGUUCA
Messenger RNA from Chelmon rostratus (copperband butterflyfish), 1155 nucleotides. RefSeq names its product X-ray repair complementing defective repair in Chinese hamster cells 3 (gene xrcc3). The transcript is spliced from 7 exons. The record is from RefSeq and is a predicted model, not a curated record. Gene Ontology annotation, molecular function: ATP binding; ATP hydrolysis activity; ATP-dependent DNA damage sensor activity. Gene Ontology annotation, cellular component: Rad51C-XRCC3 complex; replication fork. Gene Ontology annotation, biological process: t-circle formation; double-strand break repair via synthesis-dependent strand annealing; telomere maintenance via recombination. The coding region runs from base 113 to 1147 and encodes 344 amino acids. NCBI's taxonomy places the organism in Eukaryota, Metazoa, Chordata, Actinopteri, Chaetodontiformes, Chaetodontidae.